AUGUGGCUUGAUCGGCUUGCAGGGCAGCCGAACCCAUCACCGUCCUCGUCGCAGCCUGGCAGCCGUCCCUACUCUCCUCUGCCGCGACGAGCAUCCAACAGUCCCUAUGUUACUUCUCAGAGGCCGGGAGUGACACCAAGAGGGUCAAAUUUAUCCCUCGUCUCUAACGAUUCUUCGACCUCUUUUCUCGCCGCUCGCAAGGUCAAUGGUUCUGGCCUCAAGCAGUCCCAAACGACAUAUGAUGGGCCCGACUCGGUCGAGAUCUUAACCCGGAUUUUAGAUACUAUAUCACCCUCAAGCACUACUACGAUACGCUCGGAACCAAAAAUAAGCGAAAAUGAUUUGGAAAUGGCAUUUGAUUUCGAGGGAUUGAGCCUCCGAGAGCUGGCAAGCUCCGAGAGCUCGGUUACAGAUGGUACGGAUGGUUAUCGACGGCAGACCGCAGAAGAAUUUGAAACUAGCAAGGCCCAGUUUGAAGACUUGCAUAGAUCCAUCGCAGCAUGCGACGGCGUCCUCAGCUCUGUUGAGACCAACUUGACUAGUUUCCGCAACGAUCUUGCGACAGUCUCUGCGGAUAUAGAAACUCUGCAAUCUCGAUCCACAGCACUCAAUGUCCGCCUCGAAAAUCGAAAGGCUGUCGAAAAAGCAUUUGGACCGGUUGUGGAAGAACUCAGUGUUUCUCCCCAUGUCGUAUCCAAAAUCGCAGAGGGUCAUAUUGAUGAGGCCUGGGUCAAGAUGUUGGCAGAGGUAGACAAACGGGCAACAGCAUACAAGAAUAAUACAGCCAGCCCAGAGAAGAGCAAAGCUUGGGCUGAUCUCGGUCCAUUGUUGGAAAAGCUUACAAUGAAGGCCAUUGAACGAAUAAGGGACUUCAUUGUGGCCCAGAUUAAAGCGCUACGGUCUCCUCACAUCAAUGCUCAAAUCAUCCAACAACAGAACUUUCUGAAGUUCAAGGAGCUUUACGCUUUCCUUCACAAGCACCAUUCCAAGCUUGCCGAAGAGAUUAGCCAGGCUUACAUGAACACAAUGAGAUGGUACUACGCUAACCAAUUUGCUCGAUAUCAAAAGGCAUUAGAAAAGCUCAAGUUGCACAUUCUUGACAAGAAUGAUGUUCUUGGUCACGAAGAACCGUCACGAAGAGCAACUGUGCUAUCUGCUACCAAACCAGUUGGCCCGCCGCAUGAUGCCUUUAACUUAGGACGUCGCAUCGACCUACUAAAAACGAGCGACCAAUCCGCCAUCUCUUCUUAUUUAGCCGAGGAAGAUCAAACUACACACUAUCUCGAAGUUCCUUUCAGAAACUUCAACUUAGCAUUAAUUGAUAAUGCAACUGCAGAGUAUACCUUCUUGGCAGCCUACUUUUCGCCCCCGCUUUCGUUAGCAGCGGUGUCGCGGCAGUUUAACUACAUUUUCGAGCCAGCAUUUGCGUUGGGUCGGACACUGACCAAGACUCUGAUUACUGAUACCUACGAUGCGUUGGGUCUACUGCUAUGCAUUCGGCUGAACCAGCAUCUGGCCUUUGAGCUGCAGAGGCGCAAGAUCCCCGCCGUGGAUGGUUAUAUCAACAUGACAACCAUGCUUUUGUGGCCGAGGCUACAGGUUGUCAUGGACUAUCACUGCGAGUCUGUACGACAACUCACCAACUCUCUACCAACGAAAGCUAGGGCUGCGGAUCAGAACAGGCUGUCUGCAGCACCCCACCUCGUUACACAGCGAUUCGGCCAAAUUUUGCAAGGUGUUCUGGCGCUUAGUGGCGAGGCAGGAGAUGACGAGCCCGUGGUUACUAGUCUACGUCGAUUGCGUUCAGAGGCGGAAGCUUUUCUGACCCGCUACAGUCAGUCUUUUGGCGACAAGCGCAAGCGUGAGCGAUUUUUGUACAACAACUACUCGCUGACUUCAACCAUCAUCAGCGAUGUUAACGGGAAGCUGGCAACAGAACAGCAGGAGCAUUUCGAGGAACUCAAGUCAGCGUUCCAGGAGGGUGCUUGA
This is a messenger RNA of Colletotrichum truncatum, 1989 nucleotides long. RefSeq names its product vps52 sac2 family protein. Lineage: Eukaryota; Fungi; Ascomycota; Sordariomycetes; Glomerellales; Glomerellaceae. Gene Ontology annotation, molecular function: syntaxin binding. Gene Ontology annotation, biological process: Golgi to vacuole transport; retrograde transport, endosome to Golgi; endocytic recycling. Gene Ontology annotation, cellular component: GARP complex. The record is from RefSeq and is a predicted model, not a curated record.